Fusarium redolens is the source of this 669-nucleotide messenger RNA. RefSeq names its product YhhN-like protein. The coding region runs from base 1 to 669 and encodes 222 amino acids. NCBI's taxonomy places the organism in Eukaryota, Fungi, Ascomycota, Sordariomycetes, Hypocreales, Nectriaceae. Gene Ontology annotation, cellular component: membrane. The transcript has a single exon. The record is from RefSeq and is a predicted model, not a curated record.
AUGGUGCCCGAAAAUUAUCUUCUCGCCAGUUCGUUGACCGCAGCCAUCCUGUAUGGCGUCAAAGUUCGUGCUAGUCCGAGCUACUCGCGCAUGAUCACCAAAACCCUCGCAGUUUCUCUACUCGCGAUCCUCGUCAAGAUUCUUGAUGGACCGGCAUACCUUUUAGCUGCAUUGAGCUUUGGAGCCUUGGGCGAUGCGUUUCUUGCUUGGGACGCGGAACCGGCAUUUCUAGCAGGCCUCGGAAGCUUCUUGACAUCGCACCUCUUCUACAUCGCCCUUUUCAUGAAAACAGGGGCACAGAGGCUGGUUCUAGAAGACUCAUCGCGCGUCGCUAUAGCUAUCUCAGCUAUUCUGCUUGGGCCCACGAUGUUAACGUUGCUGAUCCCAAGGGUUAACAGCGAACUGCGCUUCCCCAUAUUGCUGUACACUGGCGCAAUUAUGGGCAUGGUCUUUUCGGCAUUGACGAUCGAAAAUGAUAAGAUCGCACUGGGUGCUGUUGUGUUUACGGUAUCUGAUGCCAUCUUGGCCUCUGGCAAGUUUCUUGUGCCUGCAUCAUCUUCGCAUCAAGUCUGGAUGGACUAUGCUGUUUGGAUUCUCUACUACUCGGGACAGUUCAUGCUGGCUAUGGGCACUCUGGAGCAAGCUGGAAUACAAUUGGGCGCAAGCUAA